AUGAACGGGACACUCAAGAUCACAAACGUGAAGAGGAAUGAUUCAGGUCAAUACAGCAUUGAGGUCUUUAAUUCAAAUGGAGUCCAAGAGAAAAACAUUGUUUUCACCCUGGAUGUUAAAGAAAAUGGCAAAGUUGAAGGGACUGAAUACUCCAAAAUUUUACAGUUUUGCUUUUGUUUACUUUUUUUAUUUGCAGGUUUGGAAACUUGCUGUGACAUUAAACAGCAUGGAGCUCAGUGUUAUGGAUCUUUAGGUGGAAAUGUGGACAUCCAACUGAUGGACAAUACCUCAAAGACAUCAAAAUACCAAUUGAUGAAAAAUUCAUUAAAAAUACUAAAUGUCAGAAAUAAUAAAGUUCUUCCUAAUGCUGAAGGACAAAGAUUUGUCUUUUUUUCCAGUAAUGCAACAUAUAGGAUCCCUAACAUGAGCAGGAAUGACAGUGGUAAUUAUACCCUUCAAACCUUUGAUUCAGAGGGAAGAGCAUCAGGCGAGUGGACUUUACAGUUGUUUAUUCAAGCUCCAGUGUCCUCUGUCCUGCUGGUCUCAGAGUGUCUGUCCCAGGGAGAGAUGAGGGUGUCCUGCUCCUCUGAGGGAGGGGACAGUCCUCAGUACAGCUGGACUCUAAAUGCACGCACACUAACAGAUGCUGAGCUCCUUCCUGGAAACAAUGAGACUAACAUCAUCACUCUGAAACAGCACGUCUCAGGAAAUCUGGUCUGCUCAGUCAGGAACAACGUCAGUAAUGUCUCCAAAGAACAGAGGAUAUCUACCUGUGGUGUAGAAACUUACUGUGAUGACAGACAGGAUGGAGCUCGGUGUUAUGGAGCUUUGGGAGGAACUGCGGACAUCCAGCUGGUGGACAGCACCUCAAAAAUACCAAGAUACAAACUGUUAAAGAAUUUAUUAAAAAUACUAGAUGUCAGAAAUAAUAAGGUUAUUUCUAAUAUAAUACAAGAUAGAUCAGUCAUUUUCCCCUGUAAUGGGACAUUUAGGCUCAGUGACCUGAGCAGGAAUGACAGUGGUAAUUAUACCCUUCAAACCUUUGAUUCAGAUGGAACAUCAACAGGGGAGCAGACUUUACAGUUGUUUAUUCAAGCUCCUGUGUCCUCUGUCCUGCUGGUCUCUGAGUGUCUGUCCCAGGGAGAGAGGAGGGUGUCCUGCUUCUCUGAGGGAGGGGACAGUCCUCGGUACAGCUGGACUCUGGAUGGACGCACACUGACAGAUGCUGAGCUCCUUUCUGGAGAUAAUGAGAGUUACAAAAUCAUUCUGAAACAGCACAUCACAGGACAUCUGGUCUGCUCGGUGUGGAACAACGUCAGUAAUGUCUCCAAAGAGGAGAGAAAAUAUCUAUCUGUGGUGAGUGUGGAAACUUACUGUGAUGGCAGACAGGAUGGAGCUCAGUGUUAUGGAGCUUUUGGAGGAACUGUGAACAUCCAGCUGAUGAACAACACCUCAGAAAUAACUAGAUACCAGUUGUUAAAGGAUUCAUUAAAAAUACUAGAUGUGAAAGGGGAUAAGGUUAUUUCUAAUAACAUUGCACAUAGAUAUCUCAUUUUUCCCAGCAAUGGGACAUUUAGGAUCAAUGGCCUGAGCAGGACUGACAUUGGUAAAUAUACCCUUCAAACCUUUGAUUCAGAUGGCAGGACAUCAGAUGUUUGGACUCUACAUUUGUUUAUUCAAGGUGUGGAAACUUACUGUGAUGGCAGACAGGAUGAUGCUCAGUGUUAUGGAGCUUUGGGAGGAACCGUGGACAUCCAGCUAGUGAACAGCACCUCUGAAAUACCUAGAUACUACUUGUUAAAGGAUUCAUUAAAGAUACUAGAUGUGAGAGGGAAUAAGGCUAUUUAUAAUACCAUAGCACACAAAUCUCUAAUCUUACCCAGUAAUGGAACAUUUAGAAUCAGUGAUCUAAGCAGGACAGACAGUGGUAAUUAUAGCCUUAUAACCUUUGAUUCAGAUGGCAGAUCAUCAGGCGAGCAGACUUUACAGUUGCUUAUUCAAGCUCCUGUGUCCUCUGUCCUGCUGGUCUCUGAGUGUCUGUCCCAGGGAGAGAGGAGGGUGUCCUGCUCCUCUGAGGGAGGGGACAGUCCUCAGUACAGCUGGACUCUGGAUGGACGCACACUGACAGAUGCUGAGCUCCUUCCUGGAAACAAUGAGACUAACAUCAUCACUCUGAAACAUCACAUCUCGGGACAUCUGGUCUGCUCAGUCAAGAACAAUGUCAAUAGUGUAUCCAAAGAACAGGAGAUAUCUACCUGUGUUGAAGUGUCCUACCUCGGCAGAAGAUUAAAAUCAAAACGUGCCUUAAUGAAGAGCAUGGAGCAGUUUCUUAUCAUUGUGCUUGUGGCAGGGGAAAUUCAUGGUAUGGGAACUUACUGUGAUGGCAGCCAGGAUGAAACUAAGUGCUAUGGAGCUUUGGGAGGAACUGUGGACAUCCAUCUGGGCAGCAUCUCGGAAAUACUUGAAUACCAAUUGUUGAAGGAUUCAUUAAAAAUAUUUAAUGUGAAAAAGACCAUGAUCAGUUUUAAAACCAAAGAACAUAGGUAUCUUUUCCUCAGUAAUGGGACAUUUAGGAUCAAUAACUUGAGCAGGAGUGACAGUGAUAAUUAUACUCUUCAAGCCUUUGAUUCAGAUGGAAGAAGAUCAGAUCAGCGUAUUUUACAGUUGUUUAUUCAAGCUCCUGUGUCCUCUGUCCUGCUGGUCUCUGAGUGUCUGUCCCAGGGAGAGAGGAGGGUGUCCUGCUCCUCUGAGGGAGGGGACAGUCCUCAGUACAGCUGGACUCUGGAUGGACGCACACUGACAGAUGCUGAGCUCCUUUCUGUAAAUAAUGAGAGUAACAUCAUCACUUUGAAACAGCACAUCUCAGGACAUCUGGUCUGCUCAGUCAGGAACAACGUCAGUAAUGUCUCCAAAGAAGAGAGGAUAUCUACCUGUGGAGCAGGAAUUUUAACACUGAUGGGUGGUGUUCUCUUAGCACUGAUAGUUUUCUUAGUUCUGGUCUCUGAGUGUCUGUCCCAGGGAGAGAUGAGGAUGUCCUGCUCCUCUGAGGGAGGGGACAGUCCUCAGUACAGCUGGACUUUGAAUGGACACACACUGACAGAUGCUGAGCUCCUUUCUGAAAAUAAUGAGACUAACAUCAUCACUCUGAAACAUCACAUCUCGGGACAUCUGGUCUGCUCAGUCAAGAACAAUGUCAAUAGUGUCUCCAAAGAACAGGAGAUAUCUACCUGUGUUGAGUGA
Molecule: messenger RNA, 3240 nt
Organism: Neolamprologus brichardi
Lineage: Eukaryota; Metazoa; Chordata; Actinopteri; Cichliformes; Cichlidae
Source: RefSeq, a predicted model, not a curated record